GUAAAGUGAGGUUAACUGGGUACAGGUGUUAACUGGGCCACUGGCUGUUCAUACUUCUGCACUUUGAAUACACCGCUUUUAUUGAUGUUUCCCAAACGAUCCACUAGGCGGCACUACUUGCUGCUGAUUUUGAAUGCAAAUGACAUCCAUUUUAAAAUUUUAUUAAGCAUUUGUUGUUCUUGGAUGUCACAUGUAUUGUUUUACUGCAGCGUUAGAAAGUUGAUAGAAUCUGUGUUUAUCAAGUUUUGUGAGUUUUAAUAACUGAUUUCUGAACUUUAAUAUAGUGCCUAUUUGAAUAAUUAUCACAAAUUACGCAAAUAUUUAAAAUACUGUUUAUAAAUAAAUUAAAUUAAAAUGCCCCGUCAACGUCAACGUACCACAACGCACAGAUCGUAUUCCAUUGAUGCUUUAAAAACGGCAACUGAAAAAAUUAUAAAAGGAGAACUAUCGAUAAGAAAAGCAGCGGCCAGUCAUCAGAUACCAAAAAAUACAUUAGCCAGGUAUGUGCUCAAAGUUAAAAAUACACCUGAUGGAGUUAAGGUUAAUUUUCGACCAUCAAAUGAACAUUUACUCGUUUUCAACUCAAGUGAAGAAUUGCUAUUGAAAAAAUAUAUUCAAGAUGCAGUCAACAUGCAUCAUGGACUUUCAUUUACCCAAGUUCGUCGCUUAGCUUUUGAGUUUGCCAUAGCAAAUAACAAAAACGUGAAAUGUAAUUGGACAGAAGAAAAAAUGGCUGGAAUAGAAUGGCUGCAUUCAUUUAUGAGACGACAGAGUUUGGCGCUAAGAACCCCCGAACAAACUAGUCUUAGCCGUUGCACUAGUUUCAAUGAAACUAAUGUUGGAGCAUUUUUUUCAAAUUUAGAAGAUGUUAUUAACCGAUUUAAUCUACAAGCACAAGACAUUUUUAACUUAGAUGAGACUGGUCUCACAAGUGUACAUAAACCAGUAAAAGUUUGGCUUUAA
Hydra vulgaris (swiftwater hydra) is the source of this 963-nucleotide messenger RNA. The record is from RefSeq and is a predicted model, not a curated record. Lineage: Eukaryota; Metazoa; Cnidaria; Hydrozoa; Anthoathecata; Hydridae.